Molecule: messenger RNA, 4086 nt
Organism: Lates calcarifer (barramundi perch)
Lineage: Eukaryota; Metazoa; Chordata; Actinopteri; Centropomidae
Gene: snrkb
Product: SNF related kinase b
Exons: 5
Coding region: 550-2346 (598 amino acids)
Biological process (GO): microtubule cytoskeleton organization; intracellular signal transduction; protein phosphorylation
Cellular component (GO): cytoplasm
Molecular function (GO): tau-protein kinase activity; protein serine/threonine kinase activity; ATP binding
Source: RefSeq, a predicted model, not a curated record
CUGCGCCGCGGGAGCGAGUUGGAAUGUAUUGACGUCAGAGGGAAGCUGGACACACACGCGCGUAGUUACGUGCACGCACGCCAGCGGGAUGUUGUGAUGUUCCGUCCUCCACUCUGUCUUGUGUCUCUCUGCUGAAGGGACGCGCGGGCACACAGCUCGAGACUCUGGAAUAAAUUGAGACAGGCAGGCAGUCAUGGGAAAAGUAUGUGCACUCAUGACCCGCGAGUGUGUAGCAUUAUGAAAGAAAUCGAGAGGGCGGCGCUGUCAAUUUCCACGUUCGAAUUCAGCGGUGACAUUAAGUGUGAGGCUGUGGAGUGACAGAAAGGACAGCUUACUGAACAGCUCGCAGUCACGGGGUAUUUGCACCACAAUGGUGACACCUCACACCUUGACACCUUGACACAACUAUUUGUUUUCCUUUUAUACCUUUCUGUAUUCCCUUCCAGCCCCUGAAGCCCUCCACUUCAAACCUUCCUCUACCCUCCUCUCUUCCCAAUCCCCUCUUUAUUUUAAACAUGGACAACUCUGGAGAGAUAAUCACAGCCCAGGAUGGACAUCUCGACCCCAGGUGCAGCCCUGGUCGCUCUGAUCUCAGCGGACUGUACCAUCUGGGUCGGACAUUGGGCAGGGGCCACUUUGCAGUGGUUAAACUGGCUCGUCAUGUUCAACACUGGCCAACUGGUGGCUGUCAAGAUGAUUGACAAGACAAAACUUGAUGUCAUGGCAACAAGCCACCUCUUACAGGAAGUGAGGUGCAUGAGGCGGGUGCAACAUCCCAACGUGGUUCGUCUCUACGAGGUCAUCGACACUGCCACCACCCUAUACCUGGUCAUGGAGCUGGCUGAGGGGGGUGACCUCUACGACUACAUCCUCCGUCAUGAGGGAGGUGUGGCUGAGGGCACUGCCAAGCGUCAUUUUGCCCAGAUAGUGCGCGCUGUGGCAUACUGCCACCAGCUCCAUGUGGUGCACCGCGACCUGAAGCCCGAGAAUGUGGUAUUCUUUCCCCAGCAGGGGGCAGUGAAGCUGACAGACUUUGGGUUCAGCAACUUAUUCCAACCUGGGACAAUGUUGGCCACUAGCUGUGGGUCGCUGGCAUACUCUGCUCCAGAGAUUCUGCUGGGAGAAGAGUAUGAUGCUCCAGCUGUCGAUAUCUGGUCUCUGGGGGUGAUCCUGUACAUGUUGGUGUGCGGAGUCCCUCCCUUUCAAGAAACCAAUGAUAGCGAGACUCUUGUCAUGAUUCUAGACUGUCGCUACUCCGUCCCCGACCGUGUUUCAGACAACUGCAGAGAUCUAAUCUCUAGGAUGCUUCAGAGGGAUCCAUCUCGCCGCGCCUCACUUAAGGAGAUCGAGGCUCAUGACUGGCUGCAGGGGUUAGAUAACGCACUACUCAGCCCGGAGGCCCCACCACACUGGCUCUCAGGGACUUUAUCUCCCAGCUCUCCCCGCUCAGGAGUGCCUGAGUGUGGAGACCUGCUUGCUGUGAGGCCCCCGCCUCAGCAGAAUCUGACUGGACCCUUGCAGGCCAGUCUUAGCUUCACCCUCCGUCCACCUCCGCCUGAGGAGCCUCCAGCUACCAAGAACCUGCCUGCGCUACAGCAGAUCUGUGAGGAGGAAGAGGAGGAAGAGGAGGAGGAAGAGAAGGGAAAAGAGGGAGAAAGUGUGACAUCUCUGUUAAUAGCACAACCAGAGAAAGAAGCCGAGGAGAUGCUUGACGAAGCAGAUAAUCAAGUCUGCGGAGGAGAGGAAGAAGAGUUAGGAAUCUCAGUGGAGAUGACAGUGGAGGAAGAGAAUGCAGUGGAGGACAAAGCAGAGACACAGAUGGAAAUAGAGAAAGAAGACAGUGGGUGUGUGAUUUCAGAUCAGCCAGUCAGUCAUGGAGACGUGCCGGUCAGUCAGACUCCUAAAGUCCCGCCAUCACCUCUGCUUGGUUUAGGGGUCCCGUGUUGUCAAGGGCAGCCAGACAUCACAACUACAGAGGAAGGAGAAGAGGAGGAGACAGAACCCAACAACAACACCAACAAACCCCCCCCCUCCUUCCUGACGUCCUCUGCCAGCCUUAAUUGCAAAGAGAUACCAAAGACAGAGAGAGAAGGGGAGCAAGAAGAAAAAACAGAGGCAGGGACAAGAGAUGACCUCUUAACAGACAGAUCGCAACCCCACUAUGCACUUGGGACUCGAGAUGAGGCUGCUCCGAGGGUGGAGCAGGGGAAACGACACAGCAUAAAGCUGCGAGACAGACUCUUUCAGUUCCCUCUGUGUGAGAAAGCCCUGGCCCUCAACAUACCAACACACAACAAGCCCAAGAUCCUCCCACUGUCCCAGUACAACUGCUGCCAUGUGCUGUGAGCAAAACCAGCCUGUGUGCUGUCUGUGAUGUGCUGCUUGAUCACUUGGGACAUACUAGGCUGUUUAGCAUGGUGGUGGCAGGUGAUUGACUAGUGAGCACAAACCCUGUGAAGUGGCAAACCACUGAGCUCCCUGCUAAGCCUCUCUGCUGCAGAGACCUUAGAGAGAGAGCAAAGGCCCUCAGCCCUCGGUGCACAGGAUGGGACAUGUACAGCUUCAUACCUACUAACACUUGGUUAAUGGCAUUGUGCUCAUGUAAUCAACAUUGUGUUAAGCUAGAGGAGGUGUAUAGCACAGUAGUCACACUUAGUAAAACCUCAUCCAUUUGCUGCUGUGUACAGUAGCAACCAUAGAACUAUGAGUAGACCGUGUUGAAUCUGUAGCUCAGAAACAAUACUGAACAGGAGAGAGGGAGACUGCAGAAAGAAGGCAGCAAAAGAUAGACAUAACGACUCAACAGUUUUUAUUGAAUAAGCUAUAGUCCGUGUUGUUUGUUCAAAAGGUGCCUACAGUGAUAAAAUGGUUUUCAUACAGUUUAUCGCCACUGUGUCAUUUUUGACUGUAAAAAGCUCUGAAAGCAUGUGCACUCAUAGAUUCAUAAUAUUCAUAUUUGAUAAUGUAUGAAUAAACUUUGAACCAGGCUCUGCUACAGAGUAGCACUCGUUUCCUCUUUCCUUUGCACAACCUGCUUCUCUUGGUUUAAAAGCCCUUAAUAUAAGCUUAAUAUAAAGAAAGACUGAGACUGUUAUAUGAUAUGAUAUGAUAUGAUAUGAUAUGAUACUAAAUAAUAUAUUGUCAAAGACUGAGAUGAUGAUAUGAUUUUCUGCUCUCUUAAUCCUAAAGUCUUAUCGAUAUAAUGUCCUAACCUACUGUAUGAUACUGUUUAUAGGAUCAUUAAUCAUUAAUUGGGAUGCAGGUCUUCCAUGUUAUUUGAAGCUGUUAUGUUUUUAAUUAUACUGAACAUUUGAAUAAUAAUUGAUCAUAACAGUUUUAUUUUGGAUGUGCAGAUAUGAAGUUUCUUUUUUAUUAUGUGACAAAGAUAUUAAUUCUCUGAAGAGAUAUGUGACUUUGUGCAUGUUAUUACUGUUAUUUAUCACAAUAUACCUCCAUUUGUCAAGGAUCCAACAGGACAUUUUUGUGUAACUGUACCUUGAGAUAACCUACUGAAUGAUGCAUAGCACAUAGUACAACUAUUGUAGCUGGUAGCCUUCUACAAGCAGUAUCCUGGGAUUGGAUAGAUUUGUUGGACAUUUUGACCAAAUAUGAGUGACACUGUGUAGCUGCGAGUUCCUCCACAUGGUAUUAUUUUACCACUUAAGUAUAUUUUCACAUACAGUAUUUCUGCUCUUUUGAACCUCUGAGAAACAGUGUAAGUUUGUAGAGUAACAGAAGGCCAAAGCUACAUUUUCCUCUUCUAGUUCAGUAAACAGAGCUUAUUCCUGUUUCCUGCUUCAUGGGUACAACGAAUUAGAUUUUUAACUUGUGAUCUGUGACCAGAUGAUCCUUGGCUUUAUAAGGAGCAGAUGUCACAUGAAAUCUGAUUAAUUACUCAUAUUUCAUCAGUCAUAAAAUCUGUGCAGAAGAGGGAUAAAAUCCCAUUAUUUCUUCCUGUGUGAUUGCAGCCUAUCUCCCCUUAGUGUGUCUGUGUCUACUUACCUGCAAUAUAACUAGGACUAUGUCUGUAUGGAGCCAUGAACUUAUUUUUCUGUAUUUAUUUAUUAAAACUGAUUAAAUCAACAA